GAGAGAGAAGAUCACCAGGGGACAGAGUGAGUAAGCAGUGAGGGCUGGAGGGAAGGAGAUCAGAGAGAAAAAAAGAAGGAAAGAGGAGCUAAGGAAAAGACAGAUGCUAUAGCUGGUCUUUUUGCCUACUGACGCCUGAGCUGGGCUCAUCUCUGCGUGUGUGUGACGUGCAUGGGGGUAUGUGUGUGUGCUUGUGACGGCAGCCGCGGCAGGAGCAGCAGCAGCAGGGGAGGACGGAUCAAAGAGAUUGUAGGACACGAUGCAUUUAGCUGCCUAACGUCUCUGCGCACACACCCCAGCUGGCUAAACGAGAACACAUUCAUACUACGCGCAUCCUCACGCAGCCCACCCCACACACACACCACGCGUGUGUGGGGACAGUACAGAUGAGGCAACCACCAAAGGGAGGUGUGGAUCUUUCCAGAAGCGUUUGGUAGGGGGAGAAGACAGCCUCGGUGGCCGUAGCCCAGCAGGAGCGGUCGUAGGUGGGGAAGGGUCAAACCGCCGACCAUUACCUUCAGUUUUCUUCAGAGCUCUAGAAACGCCAAAAGAUGGACACGUCCUUCAUCUUUCUCUUCCUCACGCCAGUGUGUGUUUCCUCCGUGCUGCGUUGCUGUCGCCGGGCUUGUCUCUCAGCCGCAGGGGGGUUCGAUAUCGUGCGGUGUUGAGAAACGCACACACAGAACACACCUGGAGAUCAGCUGUUCCGGGAGAGAAGAUUCACUGAUACCUCUCUCUGCUGUGCUGAAGGAUGGAUUCAGGGGAGGACGAGUGCACACAUUUCCUGCAGUACGUGGAGGACAGCGGUCUGAGGGCGUAUGACGAGCUGGUUAUCCAGAACGCCUCUGACAUCGCCCGAGAGAGCGACCGCGUCCGUAACCACGCACAGUGGACAUACCUACAGGAGAAAAACCAGAAGAAGAGACGGCAGGAGGAAGCUAUCAAGAGGAUUGGCGAGGAUGUGGCCCGUGUGACGGAGGGAGGGGGAUACGCAGGCAAACACUUUCGUAUGGGCUUCAUGACGAUGCCAGCUCCUCAGGACCGCGGCCCUCCCCCCUGUGGGCCAGGCUUCACCGUCCGCUCACAGUCUCUGCACUCAGUGGGAGGGGGAGAAGAGGAGGGGAGUCCCACCUCGAGAAAACAGCCCCCGCCCAAACCCAGACGAGAUCCCAACACCAAACUCAGCACCUCCUCUGAGACCGUCAACACUGGGCUCAGCACGGGGAAGAGCGGGAAGGAAACAGACAAAUGUGACGCAUCUAAAUCCCGCCCCUGCAGUGAGGAGUACCGUCGCAUGCCUCCACCCAAACCCAAACGUAACCCCAACACCCAACUCAGCACAUCCUUUGACGAGUCUUACAUCCAAAACCAUGGCAGCAAGGCUAAGUCCGCCUCUCUGCCGCGGCAACACAAAAAGAAGUCUGCAUCACAAAAUCAAAGCCCCGCCCCUGACACCGACGAUGAGACGGAGCCUGUUUAUAUAGAGAUGGUGGGGAACAUCUUACGAGACUUCAGUCGAAUUGCCGGCGCUAAUGGCGAUGAAGAGGACGACCAAGGUGAAAGUGUGUACGAGGAGAUGAAAUACCCUGCCUUCGAUGAUUUACCUUCAUCUUUAGACCAUGCUCAGUCACGAUGGGAGCAGUGUCCCACUUCUAUGGUGCCAGAAGUCGAACUUACACGACCCACCACUCCACGUGGUUCGCUGUGUGACAUUCCCUCCCCAUUCCCGAAUCUGCUUUCCCAUCGGCCUCCUCUACUAGUAUUCCCACCUGCACCAGCCCAAUGUUCCCCCAACUCUGACGAAUCCCCUCUUACUCCAUUGGAUGUCACCAAACUUCCCAUGUUGGACAAGGUCGGGUAUGGGAAACCUGGUGCAUCCCCAACUAGCGCCGACCCUGGACCACAGCUGGAGCCGCAGCAGGUGUCUGGUAAACACCACCACCACCAUCAUCAUCAUCAUCAUCAUAAGAAGAAAUCAGCAGAGACUAAGGAGCAGCAAACAAUCACAGCAUCAGGACGGUCCUCUGCUCCACCCCUGCCAUCUGCGCUGUAUAAAAGCGGCGGGUCAUCUGCCGCGCAUGGCUACCCAAGGAGCCACUCCGCCUGCCCGUCCCCUGUCAGUAUGGGUCGUGCAUUAACGCCACUCACCCUGAAGCGCCCCCCGCCGUAUGACGCUCUCAUGACCGGGACGAUUCCUCGCAGUGCAUCUGGAGUUCAGCAUGGAUCACGUGAGAGCGGGCGGCUCUCGAAUUCCUCCAGUGUGCACGGAGGGUCCAUGCAAAACGUCUCCACUGCGUCAGGCUCAAGCUCAGGGUCGGGAGGUCGAGGCAGUCGUACGCCAACCAGUCCUUUGGAUGAGCUCAGCAACUUGUUCUCUUCCGGACGGAACAUGCUGAAGAAAGGUUCUGGAAGCCGCAAGAGUAAGGAGUCAGCGGAUGGUGAAAGUAAAGGGAGAAGUGACAGUAGGGACAGAGCCCUUCGUAGCUCUUCUCCAAAAUCACAGGAUUGGGAAACGCCCACAGGACAAUCAGCCACGCCCACAGCCACGCCCAGUCGGCUUGGCCGCUCCUCCAUCAGCCCGACCACCAUGCUCGGAGAAACAAAAGCGGGGUGUAAACUCGGACGCUCUGCAUCCACAUCAGGAGUCCCGUCCCCUGUGGGAACGCCCCAAAGACACGCCUCCGACACCUCCGCCCAUCCAUGCGGGACCCCGUUCCAGAUGCCCCCAAUGCCCUGGGCAUGUGGGGACAGCACCAUGAUGGAGAUGAUCGAGAAGAAACGUCACCUGUGCAAGGAGAUAAAAGCCAGACAGAGACCUUCAGACAAAGCCCUGUGCAAACAGGACAGCAUGCCCAUCCUGCCCAGCUGGAAGAAGACCAAUGGGGGCAAGAAAUACGGGCCCCCUCCGUACUCCACCCAAACCACUGUCUUCUGGGACACUGCUAUAUAAAGAGUGACCAGUGAACUACAGCCAUGGAGACUGAGGGGGGCGUGUCCAAAUACUGAUUGACAGCUAACAGGAAGCGGGACUGAGUGAAAGGAACAGUGAUGGAUUCUCGAAACUCCCUGGUUUCCUAUCGCUGUUAAUAUUUGAUAUUUUUAUAUUGGAGAUAAUGGUCUUAAUAUAAAAUAUGAUUUGCGGUUUUAUAAAGAGGAACUCUCGAAAUGAGAUCUUUCAGUGAAAACAGUACACAGUACACUCGAAAUGGUAUUUCUAUUUAUUUUCUAUCUUUUUUGGGGGUGUUUCUAUAUGUGGCACUCAUCUGUGUGUCUGGGGAAAUAAUCUAUAAUGUGUGGUGAAAUAUGUGCAGUAAUUCCAUUGAGAAAACACGUUGUUUUUGAUGCCUAUGCAUAUGGUUUUAUGGCAUGGACGGCGCUUUUGUUCAUUGUCUGUUUUUCCUAUGGAGAGUUUAUUUGAAAAUGCUAUAUUUUUUGGUGGUUGUAUUUUUAAAUGUUGGAUCGUGAGGUGUCAGGUUGUCGUUCCUUUGACUUCUGGGUUGGACUUGAAGGCGAUCGGCUGGAUUUUGAGACAUCAGGUCAGAUUGGAUUAUGAGAUAACUGGGUUAUUAAAGUAAAUCUCGGGCAGUUGGUCAGAUAUUGAGUGUACGGUCAGAUAAACCGCAAGGGCACUUUCUGUUUUGCGAGGUCAGCUGGUGCAUUCAAUUUGUGAGCAACUCACAAACACACACUAAUAUCAGCUGCUUGAUCGCCUAACAUUUGGUGCUUUUCAACUCCUUUAUUGAAUGUUCAACCUUAAUAGCUACAUGACAGUCAUACGCAUAAUACAACUGGUACAAAAUUAUCAUGGGCGGUUCAGAAGGAUUGCACAUGGUCAGGGAUUGGAUGAUGAAAAUUCAUAAAUCUUGUCCUCUGCCAUGUCAGAUAGUAUCUUGAAUACUGACACCGUCCUUUUAUGAAGCACUAUGCAGACAUACUGUCAGUUUACAUGCUCAUAUAUCACUACGAUAUCAGUCAAGGGCAGGCAAUAUCAUACUGAAAAGGCUCAGAAAAAAAGACCAGGCCAUCAUUUACUCUGAUCAGAUGCUGUUCAUCAAGGCUUCAUCCAUAGCUUUACCAUGCACUCAAAGAGCCAUGCUGGUGCAUUCAAGCACAUCUGAAUAUAUGUGAACUAGUUAUCAUAAGAGUUUGCGCACUAGCAAGUCAAGCACCGUUUUAACAUGGCAGGAGAUUAAAUGCCUUUCUCUGUGUAUGUCUGGAAUCAGAUCAAACAAUUUGGGGCAAGAAACAUACUAAAUGCAAGUACACAAACAAAUGCGUUGCUAACACUGGAAGUGAUUGGUUUCUUAAAGGGGAAGCUCACCCAAAAAUGAAAAUUCUGUCAUCAUUUAGUAACUCUUAAGUUGUUCCGAACCUAUAUGAGUUUCUUUCAUCUGCUGAGCACAAAAAAAUUAUAUUUAGAAGAAUGUUGGUAACCAAACAGUUGAAGGUAACCACUGACUUCCACAGUAUGGAAAAAAAUAGUCAAUGGCUAUCAUCAACUGUUUGGAGGCUGAGUAAAUCAUGUCAGAAUUGUUGGGUGAACUAUCCCUUUGAGUGUGGAAUUAAGAAAUCUCAGUAUUUAAGAAGGCAACAAACUCUUGUGAAAAAUAAAUAUAAAAUGUGUUUGAAAUAAAAUAACUAAACCUAACUUUUUUACUAGGGGAGAGCUGCAGGAACUGGCCCUAAACAUAAGAUUUUUGAAUUUCAAAUUUUUUUUUAAUGGGUUUUUGGUUAAAUGCCUGAAAUACCGUCUGUGAUUAACACAAGCUCAAGAGUUUUGUACUAAGACAUUAAAUACAGUAAUUCCCCACUAGUGAUUAUUUUUUAAAGAUUUUACGUGUCUUGAAUAAGGUGAUUGCUAACAACUAGCAGGAAAACUCACCUACUCACUUGUCCGUUUCUACAGCCUUGUUGUGUUUUAAACUCUUGCAAACUUUUCCAACCAAAACCUAAACUUAAAAGAGACCUGACCACAGAAUAAGACUGCUGAGAACAAUGUCUUCUUUCAUUAUUAAUUGUGAUGAAUUUCACUUCUCAAUAAUGUGAGAAAUCAACCAUUGUGUUCAUGUACUUGCAUUGAGUAUGUCUUGGGAACAAAAGAGAUUCACACAAAAUAGAGAAUUGCUGUAUGUCAUCAUUUACUGAAAACUCAUGUCAUUCCAAACCUGUAUGACUUCUUUCUUUUGUCUAAACAAUGAAAAACUCAAUUAGAUUGAAUGUUGUUUUGGACUUCCCGGACUUUGACUGCACAGUUGAAGCAAUUAAUUAAAAAAUAUUUUUUCUGCAUCACCAUAGAUGGAAGAAAGUCACACACAUUUGGAACGAAAAAAAAAAAAUGAGAAUGUCAGAAUUGACAUUUUUAGCUCAACUAUCCCUUUAACAUACCGGAGGGUCUAGAAAACAGAAUGUGGAUGGUUUGAGAGACGGACUGGAUUCACAGUGCCCUUUUAAAUUCAUUUGAUGUGGAAAAGCCAAUGAGCAAUGAUGAUGUUGUCAUUUAGCAAUUGGCUGGCUUUGCCGUCAGUAAUUGAAGGACCAAUACAGAUGUUUAUCUGCCAAUUAAAAAUGGCAAUUUUUGCCAUGGAGACACUGUGCUCUGUAGUUCUUUGCACUGCUGUGGGCGGGGCUGUGAUGUCAUGCAGAAGUUCUGAUUGAUGUCUGUUCAGGUGUGAUCAAGCCACACCCCUAAAGAUGGGGCCGGUUGUCUGAAGCCCCUCCCCUCACUGCCAUCCCCAUCACACAAUCCAAAUCUUCUUAUUUAAAACACAUGAAACCGACACAGAGACACUCGUCAAUGUAAAUCAUGUACACAUGCACAUAAAAUACAGGCACUUUUCAAAAAUUGUAUCUGCACAUGCUCACAUACACAUGUACAAAGCUGGCAUCCAAGUAAAAAGCAUUGCCUUGGAGACCUGGGUUCACUGUGACUUAAAAAAAGACUUUAGGGAGGGGCUUAAAGGUCAGUAGAAUGAUGUCAUAUAGGUUUGCAAUGAAAUGAAGGUAGAACAAAUCCUACUAACAUAACUAGACAUUGCAAUGAAAACACACAAAAAUGUAGUAGUUAGUGGGGAAAGGUUAAAGACCAAAAUCAGAGGGGUGCCUCAGUUCUGCAGACCCCCGGAGAUGCAGUACCAUAAUUUACCAGUAGAUGGCAGUAACAGUAUAGUGUUCUUCAUAUGCAGUGCAUUCCAGUUUACUGUGUGCUUCAAAUAAGUACUUUUGAAUUUAUUACAUUAACACACUGUGUAUUACAUUAACAUUAUAGGAACAGUUGACCCAGAAAAUGAAAAUGUACUCACCCUCAAGUGUAUAAGGUG
Messenger RNA from Carassius auratus (goldfish), 6317 nucleotides. RefSeq names its product neuronal tyrosine-phosphorylated phosphoinositide-3-kinase adaptor 2a (gene nyap2a). Bases 752 to 2950 code for a protein of 732 amino acids. Lineage: Eukaryota; Metazoa; Chordata; Actinopteri; Cypriniformes; Cyprinidae. The record is from RefSeq and is a predicted model, not a curated record. The transcript has 7 exons. Gene Ontology annotation, biological process: neuron projection morphogenesis; phosphatidylinositol 3-kinase/protein kinase B signal transduction.